CGUAAAUAAAUAAAUUUUAAUAUCUGAAAUAACUAUAUAUAUUUAUAUAUGUAAUUAUAUUUAUAUUAGUACAAUAUGUUAAUAAUAAGAAAAAGCCAUAGUGUUGAAAUGAAAUAUAUAUACUGAUCCCUUUUUUCCUACACCAUUGGAUUCAGGUAGUCAGAUUGACCCAACCUUCCAGGCAUAUGAAUACCAAUAGGUGUAAGAUGGUAGAAUUAAACAGGAAAUUAAUAUAAUCGGUUUGAAACGUAAAAAUAUAGUUAAAAGUAUUAUACAAUUAUUAUAAUCUAUAUUUAUAUAUAAUGUGUACAAAAUUUUUUUGACAAUAUUUUGGUGAAAUAAAUGUAUAUACAUACUUGAAUAUAGUAAAUUUUGCAUAAAAAUGAAUGAUGCAGAGAGUAAAACAUUAUUAUUGAAACCUGAUCAAACAAGCCAUUUAGAAAAUACAAAGCAAGAUGAUAAUGAACACAAUUGGUGGGCAAGUGACAGUGGAUCAAGUACAGGUUCAUAUUAUUCUGACAGUGACAGCUCUAUAAUUGAAUGGGAGUCAGAAAUUGGACCAAAUGGGGAAGUAUUCUAUAUAGAAUCUCCAGUAGAAACUUUAUCAAGCAGUUUAACAUUUUGCGACGAUUCAAGAAAAAGUCCACAACCAGAAUUAACACGGAGGCGUAGUACUAGAGCAGGUAAACUUAUGCGUCUAUUAAGACGUAAGGAUAGUAAAAGAUGGAGUACAAGAAAUAAGAAAGGUAAUACUAAUUUAGUUGGUAGUAAUAGAGGAAGUCAAGAAAAGGAAGGAAAUGGAAAUAAAGAAGUUACUUUUAGAGAUUUUCAGGCAGGUGAAAUUCGUGAAGUUACUUUGUGGGUUGAUCCUGAGAAAAGACAUAAAUUAGGGAGAAGAGCCACAUUGUGUGAAGCAUAUUUUGGUAUAACACCAGGUACUUUUUCAGAUAAAGUUAGAGUUAUGGUUGCUGGGUUUAUACCAGAUGGUGAAGCAAUGAAAAAUAAAAAUAUUAAAAUUGGAGAUUGGUUAAAGAGCAUAAAUUCAAAUAAUGUUACAUUUCAAAACUUGGAUUAUGUAUUAUCUGAGAUAACUACUCCAACAAAUGUGACAUUAGAACUCCAAAGAGUAGCAGGGAUUGAUGUUACAGCAAAAGUGCCUGGAAUGAAUACAAUCAAACAAUCAACAUUAGUGCAAAAUAUUGUUAACAAAGGAGAAAGUGUAAACUUAAUGGAAAGUUUAUUAAUUUAUCCGCUUGGUAUAAUAUAUCUAUGUACUACAGAUCUUUCAGAAACAGGUCAAGAAUUACAGGAUGUAUUAUACUCCUUUCCAAGAUCUGAUAAUGUACAUUCUACUUUAUGUUCAGCAAGAGGUGCCUUUAUAACAUUAAAUCAUUUGUUACCAGAAAUAGUAGGUGCACAACCGAUCAGUACAACUGUACAUAUAGCAGGAGAAGAAAUGCACAUUGUAUAUACACCUUGUAAUGAAGAAUUAUUAUUGAUUGCAUUGCCAGAGAAAUGUUGUAGUCUUGAAGAAGUUAGUAUGUUAUCUGCAGAUAUUGUCAAGACUUUAGAAUUUACCUAUCAAUCAUUAACAAAAUGUUUUACAAAUCAAGAGAACUACGAUAGCAUAGAUCAUUUUUUCUUAUUAAUUAUACAAAGAUUAUUAGAUAUAAAAAAUUCUGAAGAUAAUACUAACAGUUCAAAGAACGAAAUAGACUUACAAUGUUCUACAAGGAAUCUUGAGAAUUAUAAGUUCAAAAGUAGUUUUUCAGUUGCACAUUUUGUUCAUUUGCCAAGAGAUGCUCAAAUACAAAUUGAUGCUGCAUUAAAUGAAAUGGAAGCUAUGGAUUAUAGAGACUGGAAUGAAGAUCCUAUGGAUUGUCAAAGACUGUAUACAAUACUUGGCAGUUGCAUAUAUCAUAAAUGUUAUCUCCUAGGAUCUCAUUUACCUCAUGAAGAUUUAAUUGAAAUACAUGCAUUUUUACGACAAAAUGGCUUGCUGAAUUUGGUUAAUACAGAACCUGUGAAAUCUCUUGUCAUAUGGAAAAGAGUUUAUCCUUUAUCCUGUAAUCGAGGAAAUAUUGAGACACAUAGUUCUAAUCAACCAUUGGUUCCAAAUGGAAAAUGGUUUUUACUUAUUGUCGGCUAUGAACAUGAUUUAUUAGCAGUUCUUUUAGAAUCUGGCGGUUGUACUGCAAAGUACGACGACACAACCGGACCAGAUGUGUUUUAUGUGGAAGAAGCUCAAGAAACUCUUAAACAUAUACAGAAAAUAGGAAUAACAACAUUAGCUGCAAAAUGGAUUACAUCUAAUGCCAGACCAGAAGUAAUUCCUUAUGAAGAUAGCAUGUUAUCAAAACAAUCAUCCAGCAUAACAGAAAAUUUGUUAGGCUUUAUAAAAUCAUCGGAUGUACAAAGUGCAAUACCUAAGCCAAAUCUUAAUACUUCUGCUAAUAAAAAGACGCAAGAACUGGCUUCAAUUUUAAAAAAGCGUAAUUUAGAAGAAAGCCCAACAGUUUUAGGAUCAGUAUAUUCUCUGCAAACGUCAGAAGAUUCAUUAAGUCAAGGAACUGGUGCAAUAAGUGAAGUUAGCGACGAGGCAAUGCCAAUAUUAGGAAGACGGGCAACUAGAGAAAAAAUUAGUAGUGGAUCAAAAUAUUCUGAUGAUAGUGAUUCAGAUAUAGAUAUUUACAGGAAUGAUAGUCAGGUAAUGAAUAGUGAUAUAUCCAAUAUACGGGAUAAUUUGUUAAAUCAAGUGGAGUAUUUAUUACCAAACAAAUUGACUGCAGGUGAAAAAAAUUAUUUAUAUCAUUAUGUACAUUUGGAUUUGACUGAGGGUAUUUUGUUGUCCUCUCAUCCAAUUGAAACGUCAUCAAAAGACAACAAAAUUCUAAUAAAUUUUAACAAAUGUGUGCAUAUGAUACAUCGAUUAUUACAUAACACAAUACGUUUUAAAACAAUGUUAAAUCAAGAUAUGGAUAAAACUGUAAUCAACAAAAGUUUAAUUGCUAUUAAAGAACAUGGUAUUCUUUUUGAAUGGGAUAACACAACAUAUUGGGUAAUAGGACGAUUAUAUACAACUCCACAUCCAAAAGAGUUGUACGUAUGUUAUCAGGAUUCUGCUCCACAGAAUUUAGUUGAAAUAGCAUUUAGAUUAAAUUAAUUAUAGCUUUAGAUUAAAGUAAGUUUAAUAAUAAAUGUAUUAUAUUUUUCUUUUUAUAACAACAUAUGUUGUUCUAUAAAUAUUAAUUUACAUUA
Messenger RNA from Vespa velutina, 3258 nucleotides. RefSeq names its product protein inturned (gene in). Gene Ontology annotation, biological process: cilium assembly; establishment of planar polarity; nervous system development. The transcript is spliced from 11 exons. Bases 383 to 3163 code for a protein of 926 amino acids. Lineage: Eukaryota; Metazoa; Arthropoda; Insecta; Hymenoptera; Vespidae. Gene Ontology annotation, molecular function: protein binding. Gene Ontology annotation, cellular component: cytoplasm; cilium. The record is from RefSeq and is a predicted model, not a curated record.